This is a messenger RNA of Jaculus jaculus (lesser Egyptian jerboa), 1994 nucleotides long. It is a transcript of the gene Abt1, whose product is annotated as activator of basal transcription 1. Gene Ontology annotation, cellular component: nucleolus. The transcript has 3 exons. Lineage: Eukaryota; Metazoa; Chordata; Mammalia; Rodentia; Dipodidae. Gene Ontology annotation, biological process: small-subunit processome assembly; endonucleolytic cleavage in ITS1 to separate SSU-rRNA from 5.8S rRNA and LSU-rRNA from tricistronic rRNA transcript (SSU-rRNA, 5.8S rRNA, LSU-rRNA); endonucleolytic cleavage in 5'-ETS of tricistronic rRNA transcript (SSU-rRNA, 5.8S rRNA, LSU-rRNA). The record is from RefSeq and is a predicted model, not a curated record. Gene Ontology annotation, molecular function: RNA binding. Bases 16 to 837 code for a protein of 273 amino acids.
AUGUCGUGAUCCACCAUGGCGGCUGAGGAACCGAAGGCGGCGAUGGAGGGCGAGCUGAUGGAGGAGCCCGACGUGAGUGCGGAGGCGGAGGAGGAGCAGGAGGAGCCUGGAGACGAGGCCGGCCGCAGCAAGAAGCGGGUGGUGCCGGGGAUCGUGUACCUGGGCCACAUCCCGCCUCGAUUCCGGCCCCUGCACGUCCGCAACCUGCUCAGCGCUUACGGCGAGGUCGGACGCGUUUUCUUCCAGGCCGAGGACCGGUUCGUGAAACGCAAAAAGAAGAAGGCAGCGGCGGCCUCAGGGGGAAAGAAGGGAUCCAAGUACAGCAAGGACUACACCGAAGGCUGGGUGGAGUUCCGGGACAAGCGUGUAGCCAAGCGAGUGGCGGCCAGUCUGCACAACACUCCCAUGGGUGCCCGAAGGCGCAGCCCCUUCCGUUAUGAUCUGUGGAACCUCAAGUAUCUGCACCGUUUUACUUGGUCCCAUCUCAGCGAACACCUUGCCUUUGAGCGUCAGGUGCGCAGGCAACGCCUAAGAGUAGAGGUUGCCCAGGCGAAACGGGAGACUGAUUUCUAUCUUCAAAGUGUGGAGCGGGGACAACGUUUCCUUGCUGCUAAUGGAGACCCUGCCCGCCCGAAUGGCUCUUGGACAUUUGCCCAGCGCCCCACUGAACAGGAGCUGAGGGCCCAGAAAGCAGCCCGGCCUGGUGGGCGGGAACGGGCCCGUCUGGCUGCUGCUCAGGACCAGGCACGCUCCAACAGGGGGCUUCUGGCCAGAAUCUUUGGUGCCCCAGCACCUGCGGAGCACAAGGAGAAACAGUCUCUGGUCAAGGAUUCCUGACGUGUAGGAGCUCCUUACAUGUAUUGGGCCUCGUCUACUUCCUGUCCACCUGGUGCCAGGGUGAUAGCAGGCGUGCCCUGCGGAUGGAUGGUUUCAUUUGUUCCUCAGACCAAGAAUAACUGCUGGAGAUUGGGACUUGGAGGUUUUGUGGGCCUCCCUUAUCCAUACUCACCAUGACUUCAUGCUGUCAAGAGGACUACUGUAGAUAGCUGUUUCAUUUUGUUUGUCUCUUCAGUGGAGGGCCUUAACAACCUCAUGUUCAGGUUCCAAGAAUGACCUUUUUUCCCAACUAAAGUGACAUUGGCUAGUCUAUGCAGGCUUUGCACUAUUUAUUGACUACUUAGAACAGCAACAAAUUGUUUUGUAUUUAGUUUACACCAAAAAACUGGAUGUUAGUGGGUUCGGUUUGAGUUGGACACUUCCAAAUAUACUAAAUAGAAAAGAACAAUAAAUUUUCAUGUACUGUGCUUUUAUCUUACAGGUGGGAGUCACUGCCAAGGUCAGGUGGUUGUGUAUGCUGUGCAGUUACCCCUGGCCAGCGCCCCUCGUUUAACCCUCUUUUAACCGUUGCUGUUCUGAUCUCACUGUAGUCCAGGCAGGGCAAUCCUCUUGUCUCAGCAUCCUAAGAAGCUGGGAUUACAGGCCUGUGUCACCAUGGUCAGGUGGAAUAUUUUUCAGGAAACAUGUAACCUCUUCUUGUCUGUAGGAUAAAGUCCUAACUUGAUAGAAUGUUCACAAGCUAGCAACCCUGCCUUGGAGGGGGUGGGGCGGGAGGAUGGCAGGACUUCUUCCCAAUGCCAACAAACACCAGAAACUUGCACUACUUUGUGUCUGGUUUACCUGGGUGGCUUGGAGAUUGAGCCCUGGUCGGUUUGAACCAUCAUCUCCCCAGCCCCUCAAUACCCUUUCUAAGAUUUUUGUGAUACAUAUCAUAACUUGGAAAAGGUGCAUGUAUGUUAGGAAAGACAACAGAUGAACUGCUGUAUCUCCCCAGCCACGUUCCUCACCUCCUAUCCCUUAUCCCUGGGCCAGUCCACACUGUGUCUGUCAUAUGUGUUGGGAACAACAGUGCAAAUUCCAGAGUACCUGAUGGCAUCAUGGGUCCAUGUCACUCUACCCUUGGUUUAUUACAUGUCAUAAUAAAUCCAAUUUCUUUA